Paralichthys olivaceus (Japanese flounder) is the source of this 2068-nucleotide messenger RNA. RefSeq names its product nucleophosmin 1a (gene npm1a). Gene Ontology annotation, molecular function: chromatin binding; histone binding; RNA binding. Gene Ontology annotation, cellular component: cytoplasm; ribonucleoprotein complex; nucleoplasm. Lineage: Eukaryota; Metazoa; Chordata; Actinopteri; Pleuronectiformes; Paralichthyidae. Gene Ontology annotation, biological process: ribosomal small subunit export from nucleus; regulation of centrosome duplication; ribosomal large subunit biogenesis. The record is from RefSeq and is a predicted model, not a curated record.
GUCUCCGGCCUCUGCACUCCGGAGAAGAGAGGAGGCGGGACACGUGUGUCGGUGGUAAGCUGGUAACUAGUGGUAGUAGUCGGUUAGUCCUCCACCUCCGAAGAGCAGCACCGGACCGACCCCACAGCCACAUCCACAAUGAACGGGUUAGACGAGGAAUCCAUGGCGCCACAGACGUUUCUUUACGGCUGUGUGCUGGAAGCUGGAAAAGAGGUGGUGUUCAAUCCUGAGGAUGACGACUUUGAGCACCAGCUGGAUCUAAGGAUGGCCUGCGUGGACCCCGCCACCAAAGACGAACUUCACAUGGUGGAGGUGGAAGGACAAGACACAGAGGGUCAGAAAAUUAAGGCAGCGCUGGUUUCACUGAAGCCCUCCACCCUCCCCAGCGUUUGUCUUGGUGGUUUCACAAUCACACCUCCAGCAGUUUUCCGUCUCAAGUCAGGUUCUGGUCCGAUCCACAUCAGUGGACAGCACCUCGUCAUGAUGGAAGCUGAUCAGUCUUUUGAUGAGGAUGAUGAUGAUGUAGAGGAGGAGGAGGAAGAGGAAGUCGCAACAUCAAAGAAGAGAGCUGCUUCCUCUCCUGCACUCAAGUCUCAGAAAAAGAUGAAAAUGGACAUUGAGGAGGAAGAUGACGAUGAGGAUGAUGAGGAUGACGAAGAGGAUGAUGAUGAGGAGGAUGAGGAGAGCGAGGCGGAAGAAUCACCUGUCAAGGUCAAGUCAACACCAGCCAAACAAAAAAAACCUGCUCAGAAUGGCAAGAGUCCAAAACCCAGUACUCCAGCUGCAAAGCAGGAGAAGACCCCUAAAGGUAAAGGUAACAAGUCGCCUAAAACGCCACCAACUCCCAAGGCAGUUCUCACAAUUCCUGAGAUUAAAGCCAAGAUGAUGGAGGCAGUGAAGAAGGGAGUGACAUUACCCAAAGCUCAGCCCAAGUUUGAGAACUUCGUGAAGCACGGUUACAAAGUCUCUGAUGCCAAGGACGUCGCAGAGCUGUGGAAGUGGAGACAGGCGGUGACGGACGCUAAAUAACAGCCUACACAACAGUUUUAUUAUCUUUUUUUUAUGACUUGUUUAUAUCAUCGCAUCUCUGUAGCCAAACUCAGUCCCUUCCAGUCAUCAUGAAUCCAUUCAAAGUCUAAUCCAGCCUCCUCCUGCAUGAAGAGAAUGUACAGUGAUGUGGCUAGUGAGCGUGCACGGUGAUGGUGCAUCAUGUUUCCACCUCCAUAUUAUUCUCACUGGGGCAGAGAAAUUAUUUAGUUUGUUGCAUACACCCUGGGAGAAUCGACUUUACAAAUUUGCAUCUUUGUAAAUGUGUAAAUACAUUUCUCACUAGAUUUCUUUUUUUGGCAUCUCUAUAUGCAAGAACAAUAAAACAUACUUUUGAUCAUUACACUUAAAAUGACACAUAAUUCAAAACAAUGUCUUAUCUAUUCAAUAAAGCAUCUGCUAAUUUUGGCCACAUCGUCAGUUUUGGUGAAUUACCACCAAGAACUUAAGAGAAAAUGCACUUUUCGAGAUGUCUUGACUGUUUAUGCUGCUUUGAGAUUCCUGUGGUAAAGACCCCAUCACUUGAAAAUUGUGUCCGAAUUCAAACGUUCUUGCCAUUUUCAUACAUUUUCCCGUCCGCACAUGGUCGACCAUUUGGUUUAAAGCUCCAUCAACCUUUUAGAGCCAAGAGAAAUAAGAGCAGCAGCCUCCACCUCUGCUCUCUUGGUCUGCUUUAUGGUGCCAUGACUCCUGAUGUCCAGCAGGCCAAAGGUUAAGUAUUUGCUCAUCGGGUGACUGACUGCAUGAAGGAAUUAAAAAAUUAGUGUGUUUUGUUGCGUUACCUUUUCAAACCAGAUAUUGCAGAUGUGGAGAUGUUUUACACAAGAAAUACCCACCUGCUGUUAAUUCAGUCCAUUUCAGUUUGAAGUUGAGUUGAUGGUGUAAAUGUUUGUGCAUUUGGCCUGUUAGAAGCAGAUCAUUCCACGUUUGCCAAAAAACUAAGUUUGUUUGAUUUAAAUAUGCUGUGGGUGUAGACUCGCCAUCAAUGAGUCGUUAAAUAAAAAUAGAUAUGGAUCCAUUA